AUGAUCGACCCGCCGACUGUUUAUGCUCACCGGAAUAUACCUGAUGUUGCAACACCUGGUGAAGAUGAAAGAGGGACGCGUGUCCGGGUUGUGGAUGCAGAGCAGGAGACCGAGGAUUCGGAACUGGUGUACCUUGAGAUACGGUGCUCCCUCGGUACAGUAACACCUCAUCUGAAAAUGACUUCUACGGAACUGCGAGAAUUCAAUAACAAAUGGAUGGAUACGGUGCUCCCUCGGUACAGUAACACCUCAUCUGAAAAUGACUUCUACGGAACUGCGAGAAUUCAAUAA
This is a messenger RNA of Opisthorchis viverrini, 291 nucleotides long. RefSeq lists its product as hypothetical. Bases 1 to 291 code for a protein of 96 amino acids. The transcript has 4 exons. The record is from RefSeq and is a predicted model, not a curated record. NCBI's taxonomy places the organism in Eukaryota, Metazoa, Platyhelminthes, Trematoda, Opisthorchiida, Opisthorchiidae.